This is a messenger RNA of Helicoverpa armigera (cotton bollworm), 1970 nucleotides long. RefSeq names its product esterase FE4. NCBI's taxonomy places the organism in Eukaryota, Metazoa, Arthropoda, Insecta, Lepidoptera, Noctuidae. The transcript has 4 exons. The record is from RefSeq and is a predicted model, not a curated record. Bases 96 to 1760 code for a protein of 554 amino acids. Gene Ontology annotation, molecular function: serine hydrolase activity.
CAAUGGACAGUUUCCAUAUAAAAAGGCUUUCGAUCUUGGAAAGCAUUACAGUCUUCUCCUGCUGAAUUCAAGUAAGGUAACAGAAAUACAGCAACAUGAAGUUAGUAUCCUGUUUAGGGGUACUAGUGCUUUGUGCCAUCCAAACCAUCUCCUGUGACGAUGCUACCUUAGUACAAGUUCAGCAGGGCCAGCUCACUGGCGAGAUCCUCACUUCAGUCCUCGGCGAAACAUACUACAGCUACAAGGGAAUCCCUUAUGCCAAGCCUCCUGUUAAUGAACUCCGAUUCAGGGAUCCCCAAGACCCUGAGCCUUGGGAUGGAGUGCUAGCAGCUACAGCACACGGAAGCGUUUGCCCACAGUUCAACCCACUAAGUGCCAUAUACACCUCCGGCAGUGAAGACUGUUUGUUCCUCAACGUUUACACUCCUAGUCUCAACCCUGAUAAGCCCCUUCCAGUAGUCGUAUUUAUCCACGGUGGUGCAUACAUAUUCGGAUCAGGAAACUCAGGAGACUAUGGCCCUGAUUACCUUGUAAAGCAACGUGUUGUAACAGUAACCAUCAACUACAGAUUAGGUGCCUUAGGAUUCUUAAGCUUGGGCGACGCAAACGUACCCGGCAAUGCAGCAUUAAAAGACCAGGUCAUGGCACUGAAAUGGGUGCAGAAGAAUAUCAGACAGUUCGGAGGAGAUCCCAACAGCGUUACUAUCUACGGAGACACUGCUGGUGGAGCUUCGGUCACUCUUCAUAUGCUGUCACCGAUGUCUAAGGGACUUUUCCACAAAGCCAUUGCCAUGAGUGGCUCACCAACUUGUGAUUAUGGUAUCACGUACAAACCUGAGGAGAAGGCAAAGAUUUUCGGAAAAUUACUUGGCGCUCCAGAUACUGAAAACACUACAGCACUCCUUGAAUUCCUUCAGAGCGCUGACUAUGAUACUUUCUACCCUAUCACUCCAACCGUGCUGGCCUCAGAAGAGAUUACAGAUGUUUUGUUCAAAAUGGAACACUUCACUCCAGUUAUUGAAAAGAAUACUGGUAAUAACUUCCUCACAGAAGACUAUUUCAAUUUGUUGAAGAGUGGAAAAGUGAACAAAGAAGUCGAUUUCAUGAUUGGCUACAGCAGCAAGGAGGCUAUACUUCUCAUCGAUGUUUAUAAUGCGUCGUACAUAAGCCAGUAUGACAGGUACAGGGAGUUGUUCACACCCAGUGAAAUAUUGAUCAAGAGUACUCCUGAUACCAAUUUACAAGUGGCUAACGCUGUCAAGAACUUCUAUUUCGGAGACAAAACAGUUUCAACUGACAACCUCGAUCUGUUUGUAAGUUAUUCCAGCAACGCCAGUAUCGGAUACCAUGCUCAGAGGUUCGCUAAUAAAUGGGCAAACAUUGGAAAGAAGACAUAUUUCUUCAAGUUCAACUUCUUCACUGAAUGGAACGUGUUUGGUCAGCAAGGCGUCAAGUAUGGAUUACAAGAAGCUUCUCACUUUGACAUGCCAUUCUAUGUGUUCUAUCCUAAUGAUCAGAACUGGACUGUUGACACCAGCAGCCAACAGUACGCUUUGGUACAGAAAAUCACGACGGCCAUUGCUAACUUUGCUAAAAACAGUGAUCCCAGCACAGACACUAUCACAUGGCCAGCUUACACCAGCUCAGAAAAAGCCUACGUAACCUUCGAAAACGAUGACGUCACAGUUGGCUAUGGCCCUGACGACCAAGACUACAUCUUCUGGAAGGACACAUAUGAAAAGGCCGGAGUUAAUUUCUAAAUUCGAAACAAAGACAAAACGAAGGGUCUAAAUAGGCUGACAAUGACUGUCUUACUAUAUGGUUUACGAAAUAUUCAACUAUACAAGUUGAUUAAAGUUCCUAUAGUUUGCUACUUAGACCUUUUGUUUGAUAAGUUCUACGUCUUCUUGCAAUAUCCUAUGUCUGUUUCUAUUGACCUUCUAAAUUCUUAUUAAAUGUGAAUCAAUAUA